Penicillium cinerascens is the source of this 426-nucleotide messenger RNA. RefSeq names its product CGR1 family protein. NCBI's taxonomy places the organism in Eukaryota, Fungi, Ascomycota, Eurotiomycetes, Eurotiales, Aspergillaceae. The transcript is spliced from 2 exons. The record is from RefSeq and is a predicted model, not a curated record. The coding region runs from base 1 to 426 and encodes 141 amino acids.
AUGUCUACCGACACUGCCACGACUCCGGCGUCAGUGCCCGCUGCGGCCGCGUCCAAGGGCAUGCGCAAGAACGGUCAGUCCCCGAGGCCGAGUCCGCGACCCCACUGCUCGUUCCCCCGACUGACCCCGAAACAGGGAAAAAACUGGCAUGACCCCAGCAAGAAGGCCUUCCGCCCCAGUGCGGGCCUUACCUCGUACGCUAAGCGGGUGGAAGCUCGUAAGCACCACGAUGCCGUCAAGGAACGUGAGCGCGAGAUGAAGGAAGAGCGGGAAGCUGAGCGUCAGGCCCAUAUCCAGCGCAUCAAGGAACGCAGAGCUGCCAAGGAGGAGAAGGCUCGCUACGAGAAGAUGGCCGAGAAGAUGCACCAGAAGCGGGUCGAACGUCUCAAGCGCCGCGAGAAGCGCAACAAGCUGCUCAACUCAUGA